AUGACGCUGCUGGAACCUCCGAUACAAGUCAAUUUAUACUUGAUGGAACAUGGAGCAAAUGCCAUACCAAAUCUACUGGCAUGUGGUAGAGCAUUAGGUAUUGUAGGGAUCAUGAAUGAUUGCUUUGUUGCGGGAUUUAUAAUGUUUAUUUGGGUUUUGGGUGGGAAACUGCUGUAUUUAUUGAGGUUUACUCCGCCGCCGCGUUCAACACACUUCACCGGAAAUAGAAAAGCUCAAAUGCUUCCUACGAAACCAACGCCUCCGCGCCGCUGCUUCACCGACGACAGCGUUUCGGAUCCCCAUUCCGACAUUCUUAGUAGAGAAUCGAUAAACAUAGUGUCUCUCCCCACAGACCUAUUGUUCGAAAUCCUCCUCCGUUUGCCGGCCGAUCAUCUCUACCAGAGAGCGAGGCUCGUCUGCCGGCGGUGGUGCCACAUUAUCCAUUCUCAUGCCUUCAUCAACGCGCAGAUGCACGGUGCUACCUAUGGACUCCUUCUAUCACCCCUGAAGGAUUAUACUCUGCCACUUUAUGUAACAGCCGACGCAGAUGGUGGAAUCCACACAUCUGAGCCAAAUCACAUCUCCAAAUUGAGAUUUCUUGCUACCUGCAACGGUUUGGCUCUGGAGUAUGAUUUCAAAGAUUACCGCGUUCGCCUUGUGAAUCCAGCAACGAAGCAGUCACUCCUCGUCCCACGAUUGGCUAGAGGCGUAUCCUAUUUCGUGCUCGAGUAUGGUUUUGCAUACUCUGCAGCUUCCUCGGCGUAUAAAGUGAUUGCACGGUACACUGUUUGCCACUCGCCACAAACUGACUAUGGUCUUGACGUGCUCACUGUUGGAGUCAAUGAGUCCUGGAGGCACAUCGAGGUUCCCCACCAUCUCAGCCCAUUUUUCUUCAACAAGGCUCCCUUGACUACUGAAGGUUUCAUGCAUUGGGGAAGGGGGAGAUACUGCGUGACGCUGGAUGUGGAGACGGAGAUCAUUACACUGAGUGAAGCCCCUUAUCAGUACCUUGACAACAACUAUUAUUAUCUGUCAACUGGGAGGUGUGUGUCGCUCCUGGUUGCGUGUGGGGAUCUGUCGUGGGAGGUUUGGGAGUUGAAGGCAGAGACGGGCGAGUGGAGGAAGGCGCUGCCCAACGUCGACUUGAGAGCUGAGAAAUGCAGGGUUCAACAGUUUGCUCCUAAAGAUGCUCCUCAAGUUCUUGAGCCACUUGGUUGGGUUAAAUAUCCACAGGUUUUGGCGUUUCGUUUUGGCACCUAUUUUUCUUGGAAGCAUUGGCGGCCUUGCAUUUUCUACAAUCUUGAUACGCAUCAACUCCACUCCACAAAGCUACCACAAUCCUAUACCGGUGGUUAUCAAGCUUUUCUGCAUAAGAAUAAUCUGAUAUGA
Molecule: messenger RNA, 1389 nt
Organism: Salvia miltiorrhiza (redroot sage)
Lineage: Eukaryota; Viridiplantae; Streptophyta; Magnoliopsida; Lamiales; Lamiaceae
Product: putative F-box protein At5g52610
Exons: 3
Coding region: 1-1389 (462 amino acids)
Molecular function (GO): protein binding
Source: RefSeq, a predicted model, not a curated record